Messenger RNA from Scleropages formosus (Asian bonytongue), 4650 nucleotides. Its product is annotated as mitogen-activated protein kinase kinase kinase 14-like. Gene Ontology annotation, biological process: protein phosphorylation; canonical NF-kappaB signal transduction. The transcript has 16 exons. Gene Ontology annotation, molecular function: ATP binding; protein kinase activity. Bases 1422 to 4055 code for a protein of 877 amino acids. NCBI's taxonomy places the organism in Eukaryota, Metazoa, Chordata, Actinopteri, Osteoglossiformes, Osteoglossidae. The record is from RefSeq and is a predicted model, not a curated record.
AUAGGAGGCGGAGUGGGAGGAGCCAGCUUCCGUGAAAAAUGUGCUUACAAAUAUUAAACUGUACAAUAUUUACAGUAAUUAGAGAAUCUAGCAAUUAAAGGCAAAGACUUCUAACCUGAAAGUUGCUGGCUCAGAUCUUAAGAGGAAUACUACCUUUAAAGAACAGAACUGAAAUUACUCCAAUAAAGUAUCCAGUUGUACAAGUAGGUAAAACAGAACAAAAGCAACAGCUAAGCAACUAGAUACUGAUGGCAACCAUGUUAGUGUAGUGAAAAUGGGCAGUUUUCUUGCGCAUGAAGAUAUUUAAAGAUCCAUCCAUCCAUUCAUCAUCUUUAAGUACUUGUCCAUUGCAGAGACGCGGUGGCUUAGAGCGUGUCUUGGAUCAUGUAGCAGUGAGGUAGGGUAGAUCCUGGAUAGGAUGCCUGUUCAUUCCAUGGUAAAGCUAUUGGAGUUUAAAUGAGUUUUACUGCUGCCUUGAAUAUACCUAAAAUUUCUUAAAUGGCUUGGGGUCCAACUUGGGCGGAGGCAAUAUCGGUUAGAAUUUGAGGAGAGGAUCCCAACUGAGUGACAUUGCUCCAACUCAGCAGGACUCUUUGUAGUGUCAGAUCGCAAAAUUAACACACUUUUCAGACUCUUGUAUGAUAUCUUGUGUUGAAGUUCUGAGAGGAAAAAGAGGAACUGUGAAAAAGGAAGCGAAAAAUCCCAUAGAAUCAAACAAACAAAGUCAUCUUGUCACACUUCACAGAAAGUGACCUUCUAAACUGUAGAAAUCAGCCCCAGUUAUGAGAUAAUAAGCUGCACAUUCAGUCUAACCUUUGGUCACCCUCUGCGGGUCUCUGUUCACACGUUGCACGCAAUGCAUGAUUUUUUUUCCAGACAUAUUAAUGCUGCAGUUGUACCCAGUGCAAAGCGCAGAAGCGUUCAGCUUCUUGAACAGUUUUAUAUAUUAUCUAAAGCCUCGCUGAUGUAAUUCCUUGAACGAUUUAAGGUGAUUCUGUAGUGGGGAGGAUUACAAUUAGGUGGCUAUUUGCUUUCCAGCAGGGUGGUGCAAGAGGCCAAGUGUAUGUGAGGGAGAGAGAGAGAGAGUCAGUGUGUGUGUGUGUGUGUGUUAGCUGUACUGCAGGGAGCGGGGGUGGGGUUGCUGGGAAGUGGAGAUGGCCUUCCUGUAAACUACCACGUACCAAUCAGAGCGCUUCUUUGCUCUUAGCCGGGCUGGCUGAGGGCCAACCGGAUCAGCAGAUACGGAAACCAAGAGCAGAGAGGCGAAGAGCGAGCACGAGCGAGAGCAGCGUAACGAAGCAGAACACCGUCUCCGCUCGUGUCAAGGGAAGCCGUCAAGGAGUAAACACCAGAAGAAGCGUCCUGCUGCGAGGACUUUCUUCUUCCCGGUGACAAAACCAGAGUGCAGCAGAGCAGCAGGGAUGGCUGUCCGCAACAGGCCCCUGAAUUCCACCAUGCCCUUCACCGUGGGCCACCGCAAGGAGCCGUUCGCCAAAGGCUCAAACCUGGAGCCAGGGACAGGCGGCAAGGCCAAGGGUUCUGAGGACGACGUCCUGUGCAGCAAGAUCCCACACCUAAUAUGCAAAGUCUGGAUGGAAGGCACUGCCAAGUACAUGGGCAAUGGGCAGUUACACCUGGAGAAGCUUUCCUCCUUCAUCGCCCAGGCAGAAUGUGAAGGAUCACAGGAGUUUAGCCCCAGUUCCCAGGAACGCCCCUACUUCAGCUCCCCCAACUGUUUCACCACCAGGUAUCCUACAGAACACAACAAUGUGGUCUGGAGAGACUCCUUCACCGAGCGCCUGGGUAGUCAGUUUCACCGCUCCCCGAGGAAGCACAGAAGACAGCGACGGAGGAAGCAGAAGGUGAAGAAGAGGUCCAGAGAGAGACCCAGGAGACUUCUGGGGUUGCCGGAGCAGGAGAGUAGCAGCCCUUUGCAGCUGACGCAGAAGACGACACUAGGAUGGAUCGGGAACAUUAGCGGCUGCAGCAGCAGCUCCAGUGUCGUCUACAGCAGCGGCGGUGGCGGCCAUACCUUGGGGGUGCAAGAGACGGAGCAGCCUGAUUGGCGGGUGCCAGAUUUGGUGGAGCCAUCAUAUCCCCCCCUUUCCGUUCUCCAGUUAGUUUCUUCAUCCUCCACCCAACCUUGGGGGUCUGUGAGCUGCGGCGCCCUGCCUGGGCUCUCCUACUGCAGCCAGGAGAGUGGCUCCGUGUCGGAUUCAGACUUCGACUGCACCCUGGCCCUCCAGGGACUGCGCGGAAGCGUGAGCCAGGAAGACCGCUGCUUUGCCCCAUCCUUCUUCAAGGAGGUGGAGAGGGAUGCCAGGGGAGAUGGGAAGAUUACAGGAGACAACACGAACAGCAACGAGGGCCUGCUUUUCCAUUCCGAGGAGAAACUUCAGCCCAAUGAUUAUGAGUACCGGGAGGGAAAAGACUACUCCCUGCUGAACUCGAUUCAGAAUGGCGCUUACGGUGAUGUUUACCGUGUGCAGGACAUGAAGACCAGCUUUCAGUGCGCUGCCAAAAAGGUACCCCUGGACCGCUUCCGAGGCGAAGAGGUGGGCACGUGGAGUGUCCUCAAUUCCCGCCGUGUCGUGGAGCUCUUCGGGGCCGUCCGGGAAGGCCCGUUUGUCAUCUUCUUCAUGGCCCUCAAGUCAGGUUCCGUGGGUAAGCUGCUGAAAGAGAGAGGGCGCCUUCCGGAGGACCUCGCCCUCCACUACCACCGCCAGGUCCUGGAGGCAAUCGAGGACCUGCAGCGAAAGCGAGUCCUGCACUUGGACAUUAAGGCGGACAAUGUCCUGUUAUCAGAAGACGGCAGGGACACCUACCUCUGUGACUUUGGCCACUCGGUGAGACUGGACACAAAAGGACGGGGCACCGGAGUCUCAUCAGGGGAGGACUUUCCAGGGACCGAGAGCCACAUGGCCCCUGAGGUGGCCAAGGGGGAAGACCUCGGCACCAAGGCGGACGUGUGGAGCAGCUGCUGCAUGCUGCUGCACAUGCUCAACGGCUGCCCGCCCUGGACCCGCUACUACUCCCACCCUCUCUUCCUCACGAUUGCCAACAAACCCCCACCUGUAGGAGAAAUCCCACACAGCUGUUCGCCCCGCACUGCUGAGGUCAUCAAGGCGGGGCUCGUCAAGGACCCGGAGAAAAGGGCCUCUGCCAAAGAACUGAGGGAGAAGGUGUCAAGAGCUCUUCAAGAAGUUGGCGGACUCACGAGCCCCAUCCGCGGAGCCUAUCGGGAACCGGCGAGGGCGGAACCGCCCCAGCACUUCGACCCCACCUGCCCUCCGGUGACCUCCGACUCCAGCUCUUCCAUAAACGCAGACCUCAAGCAAGUGCCACAGUCUCUGAGCAUCUGGAGAGAGGAGGCAUGUGAGGAUGAUGAGGAGGAGGAGGAGGCGGCGGAAGGGGAUCGAGGAGAGAGGGAGCGCUCGUCUCAGGGGACACUGGUCGCAUUGCAGCCCCGCUCCGGAGUCCACGAAGACAAAACGGCCGAGGACACCUUCAGCGUGUCGGAGCAGGAGCUGCAGAAGCUGGAGAGAGACUUCUACCUGAGCAGCUUGUCGCAGCCGUACUCCCCCGAGCUCCAGGAGCGGCUGCUGUCCUGUCUGAGCAGUGACUACAGCUCUCACGUGGAGCCCGGCGACAAGGACUUGGGUCGCUGUUCAGUGCACAGCAGCGAUGACCUCAGCUCCGGAGUCUUCUCCUACAACAGCCAGGAGGGACUGAGCUUCGGCGUGGACUGGCUGAGUCGCUCCAAACCUCCGACUCCCCGCUGCCUCGAAGGGGUGGACGUGUGGAUACAGAACUUUGACGGACGCUGCCUGAAAAUCCGAGAGACCCGCAAGGUCAAGGUGGGCCACAUCGCCACAGGCAUCAGCGAGCAGAUUUCGGAGAGGGCCUUCAGCCUGGAGACACAGGACGGGCGGUUGGUGUCCCCCGACGAGGAGGUGGGCAACUCAGGCCUCUACCUGCGCUGCACGCACGCUCUCAGCAGCAGUGGCCUCUGGAAGUGGAGGGUCAGGGACGGGGUGCUGGACAUGAGGGACUGAGCGCCCUCUCAAUGUGACAACACCGCCCCCCCCGCCUUGCGGUCCACCGCCGCUGCAUCGAAGACAUCUGCGUUCCUUCCAUUUACUAAGUGCCCGUAAAUAUACUCUUUACCACAGCAUCUCACAGCCCGUACAAAGACACAUCGUAUUGUAAGGAUCAGCGUGUUGGAAGUGACUGCCAGGCAAGACAGAACAGUCUUUUACACUUGUUGUCCUCAUUUGUGAUUUAUUCCAACCAAGCUACCGUUUCCAAUGUGUCCAGCUGUAAUCAAGCUGCCGUUGCCAACGUCUGGGGGUGUUUUAAGGUGGGCUGGGGCCAUGGAAGAGACAGGGACAUGGUUUGUCUUGUAUACAGCAAAGUUGACAUCAUGGGAGAGCAGAGGAUCCUUGAGCAAAUGUGAAACCAGAUGGAUUCUGUCCCCUGGUGCCAUUUCCUGUUGUCAGCACAAACCGUGACACCUGUCCAUAUUUUGACCCGUUUUCCUUCCCUACUUUUGCCUCCAGACUGAAACUCUGCUUGAACAUGGCACAGAAAUACAGGGCAUUUAAGGGCUUACUGUUGCCAUACGCGCCAAGUGAUUCCAUUUGUUUCUGU